CACACAAAAGCCUGAUGGUGAUGCCACCGGUGACAGAAAACAACAGCCAUCCACCCCGGAGGAGCUGUUUUCUGACUCAGCUGCAGCUAUGAGACGAGGAGACCAACUGUAGGAGACGUGGACACUGAUGCACCUUUAUCAUCAGCUCUGCAGCUGACUGAAGGGUUGGACUUGUGGUGUGCAGGAAGAGUACUCCUGGGGAGGCACAACAACUGGCUUUACUGGAGCAUAUCAAGGAGGCUGUUUUACAUAUCUGUUUUACAUAUUAAGGAACUACAUCAAUGAGGACGCCCGGCAUGGCGGUAUUCAAGCAAGAGAACGUGGAGGAUUUUUAUGAAAUUGGAGAAGCACUGGGAAGUGGGCAGUUUGCGAUUGUCAAGCGAUGCAUAGAGAAGAGCACAGGCAAUAAGUACGCGGCCAAGUUCAUCAAGAAGCGCCUGACUCGGGCCAGCAGACGGGGUGUGAAAAAAGAGGAGAUUGCGAGGGAAGUGGACAUCCUGCAGCAGCUCCAGCAUCCCAACAUUGUAGCGCUCCACGAUGUUUACGAGAACCGCACAGACGUUGUGCUCAUCCUCGAACUGGUCUCUGGAGGAGAGCUGUUUGACUUCUUAGCUCAAAAGGAGAGCCUCAGUGAGGAGGAGGCCACUCAGUUUAUCAAGCAGGUCCUAGAUGGAGUGCAGUACCUCCACUCCAAGAAGAUUACACAUUUUGAUCUAAAGCCUGAAAAUAUAAUGCUGCUGGACAGGGAUGCCACCUUACCCCGCAUCAAAAUAAUAGACUUUGGACUAGCACACAAAAUACAAGAUGGGGCAGAUUUCAAAAACAUUUUUGGCACCCCUGAAUUUGUUGCUCCAGAGAUAGUCAACUAUGAGCAACUGGGCUUGGAAGCAGACAUGUGGAGCAUCGGAGUCAUCACAUAUAUACUUUUGAGCGGCGCGUCACCUUUCCUCGGUGACACAAAGCAGGAAACGUUAGCAAACAUCUCAGCGGUGAACUACGAAUUUGAUGAAGAGUUCUUCAGCAGUACCAGUGAGCUGGCCAAGAACUUUAUCAGAGGGCUCCUGGAAAAGGAAACAAGAAAACGGUUGACAAUACAAGAUGCAUUGAAUCAUCCUUGGAUUAAGUCCUGCGGCCACACGGAGGAGGACAGCGCUGCCUCUGAGAAGAAAGCAAAGCAGUUGAAGACAAAACUACUUAAAGAGUACACUAUCCAGUCGCACUCCAGCAUGUCCCAAAACAACACAUAUGCCAACUUUGAGCGUUUUGCCCAUGUGGUGGAAGACAUUGGAUUAAUGGAGACGGGAUUGUCCGAGGUGGCGGAAGCUUACCGCACCCUGCAGGGUGACAUAGAAGCGCUGCUCUCCAUUUACAAUGACAAGGAAGCUUGGUACAAGGAGGAGCGUGAGACCGCAAAGAAACAGCUCUCGCAAGCCUGCCACAAGUUUCGCAAAGUGGAGGCCACCAGAAAGCUGGUGCAAGAAGACAUGAAGGCAGUAGAUGUUUGUCUGGAGAGCAUCGGCAAGAGGUACAACCACAGGCAGGGCCAACUGGAUGCUCUGAGGCAGGAGCUGAACUCUGAGCUCCAGUGGCUCCAGGAUCUGAUGGGCUCUUUGCAUCCUGAGGGAACCAAUAGUAGCAUCCAUAACAGAAGUCUGAGCACACAUGUAAAGAAAGCCCUGGAGGACCUGCUGCAUCUGACUUGUGAAGGCGAAGUCUGCUCUGAGGCUGAACAGCCCCUCACUGAAUCUGGCAUAAACUACUGAAAAAUCAGAUUCAACAACAAAGAGUCAACAACUUUUCUUUUUGUUUUUUUUUUAAACUGCACUCUCUAAAUUUUAUUUAUUUGUAGAUUUUCUUUAUUGUACAAAAAAAAAGAAGAUAAAGAGAUAAAGGAGAAGACCGUUAUCUCAGCUAACAUGUCUGCAUGAUUAAUCGUUAGCUAAGCUUAGCAGAAACACUGAAAACAGCGAUAAAGCUAGCCUGGCUUUGUCCGAAGGUUAAACAAAUGUAAACACACAUUAUACACACUAUAUUUUCUGCAUGGAGUUUGCACGUUCUCCCUGUCCCUCCGUGGGUACCCUCCAGGUUCCUCCCACAGUCCAAAUACAUGUACAUUAGGUUAAUUUGUGAUUCUAAACUUGCUGUAGGUGCGACUGUGAGCGUGAGUACUCACGACCUGUCCAGAGUAUGCCCGCUUCAGCUGGGAUAGAUUCCAGUCUCCUGAACUGAAUGAAGCAAAUGGAUGGACAUUAUCAAUUAUAGAAAUCUUAGUGCAUUAAGUUUUGCCAUUAUUUUAAACAGCGUUCUGGGAGGAGACCCUAAGGCAGACCUAAAACAUUCCGGAGAGAUUAUAUCUCUUAGGUAGUUUGGAAUGCCUCAGGUUCCUACAGAAACCCCCAUCUAACCCUAACCCCCAGGUGACUAGAGAGAGGGGGUUUUGCCUCUGCUUAUGGACUGCUGCCCCGAGCACUGACAUCUCUUUUGUUGACUUUUGACAGAGUCAGCCUGCCUGUUUUCUUUAGUAGGCCUAAGCUAAGCUGAGCUUAAAUUUCUCACUGGCUCUGGCAUGCUUUUUAAAUGACAGACAAGUACUGAUCUUAACAGCAGGUACAGCAGCAAACAUGAUUAGUCCUUUAACUGGGAUACGUGGCACAAUAUUUUAUUUUAUUUAUUUAUUUAUUUAUUUAUUUAUUUAUUGUGACACAUGGAUUUAUUAAACUACGUUUAUUUAUUAAUUUGGCAUUUUCUGCCUGAGCAUUUAGCAGAUUAUUUUAGCUGAUUUAGUAAAACUAAAUGAAACAAAUGUACUGUGCAAUGGUUCUCUCAGUGGAGUGAAUGAUAAGUUCAAAUGUUUUUUUAUUGACUAAGUUUUUUUAAUUGCAAUUUUCUUUUUUAUUGAAAUGAUUAUUAAUCCUAUUUAAUACUCCAUGUGUAAAUGAUAGUGUUUUAAAAGAAAGGAUCUUUUUUAUGGAUUUAAAUGUGCUCUAUUGCUGAAGGUUGAUUUAUUUCGAAAAUAUUUUGAGCUGUUUUUGCGCUAACCAUAAAAACAACAUCUAUGAUAAGAUCUUAUCUGUUUAAACAUUUCUCACUUCCUUUACCAGUAUUAGCGUCUCAACACUCAGCACUCUUUUCUUUGUGCGCUGACAUUUUACACUGUUGUCAACCAUGAAAUAAAUGUUAAUUAGAGAUUAUGACUCUUUUUUUUUUUUUUACAUUUCUGUCAUUCAUGAUCUGAAAUGUCUUCAUGGUAUAGCUGAUUAUAUUAGACAAGCACAUGCGCACAGCUGAUGUGAGGGACAGUUCUGCUUUCUGACAUCUCACUGUAUUU
Messenger RNA from Oreochromis aureus, 3328 nucleotides. It is a transcript of the gene dapk2b, whose product is annotated as death-associated protein kinase 2b. The record is from RefSeq and is a predicted model, not a curated record. Gene Ontology annotation, molecular function: protein serine/threonine kinase activity; ATP binding. Gene Ontology annotation, biological process: intracellular signal transduction; positive regulation of apoptotic process; protein phosphorylation. The transcript has 10 exons. Gene Ontology annotation, cellular component: nucleus; cytoplasm. Lineage: Eukaryota; Metazoa; Chordata; Actinopteri; Cichliformes; Cichlidae. The coding region runs from base 282 to 1763 and encodes 493 amino acids.